GGACACACAGCCACAUCCCUAACACCGCGCGGGGUGAAGGAAGAACGCAAUUAAAAGAUGAUUCGGCAACCGCUGAGGAACAUGCUCAGUGGAGUAGCAGAGCCGUUUCUGUUCCUUGUCGUCUUGACCUGCUGUCUGCCGGACGCAGCCGUGUGCCAGCCCAGCGGCGGCAGCGACCUGCAACUGCCGUUCGAGCUGCGUCGAUUGGCGUUCGGCAGCUGCGCCAAGCAAAAGUACGUUCGGCAGCCCAUAUGGGACGUGGUUGCGGCCACUCAGCCUGAUGCCUUCAUCUGGACCGGCGACGCACACUAUGCGAGUGGACAUCUGUCCAAGGAAGGGAAGCACACGAAUGCAUUCCAUUUUGUGUGUGUAUGUGUGUCAGAUUGUUCGAGUGUGGCGUGUCUGCGGGAGGGGUACGCCAAGCAGUCGUCCGUGCCCGAGUACGCGGCCUUUGUGGGGAGCAAGGAUGCCGAUGGGCGGCCGGUUGUCGGCGGCAUGUGGGACGACCAUGACUAUGUAUGGGAUUCUCCACACACACACACAUCUAUCCAUCUGUCUGUCUGUCUGUCUGGGUGGCUGGCUGCACUCGCUGCAGGGUGUGAACGACGGCGGCCAGUUCUACUCAUUGAAGAACACCUCUCAAUCGCUCUUCCUCGACUUCAUCGGCGUGCCCACAGACUCGCCCCGCCGCUCACGGCAGGGCGUCUACUCGUCACUCUCAUUCGGCACACCGCCACACAAGACCAAGCUGCUGAUGCUCGACACGCGCUUCUUCCGUGACUGGCCCCUGCUACCCUCGGUGGGCUCCAUACGGCUGCCGGGCUCUGCCUUCAUUGGCGCACUGGUGCGAUUCAGCCUGGCUUUCUUCGGGUGGGUGGGUGGCUGGGUCUGUGUGGUCUGCCGGUGCAUUGAAUAUGUGUGUGUGUGUAGGUUUGGUGAGGGCUACAGCGGUGACGUGUUGGGUGAGGACCAGUGGAUGUGGCUGGAGGAACAGCUGACGCACUCGGACGCGGCGGUGCACGUCAUCCUCUCAUCCAUACAGGUAGCCAGCCAGCCACACGAGUUAACGAGUCGUGUGCGCGAGGGCGUGAUUGAUUCGUAUUUUUAUGUGUGUAGAUCAUGACAAUGUGUGCCGUCUUUGAGUCCUGGGGGCACUUCCCCAUCGCUAGGUACACACACACACGCCAUCAGACACACACGCGGUUAGUCCUGUCUGUCUGUCUGUCUGUCAUCAGGCAGCGUCUGUUCUCGCUCCUCCAGCGCACCAAGCCGAAGGGCCUCAUCUUCAUCAGUGGCGACGUGCACUUCGGAGAGGCCAUCGGCAAAUCAGUCAGCCUCUAGCUGACUGACAUGGCACGUAGCCGCCGACCACUCACCACCCCAUUUUUCCUGCUCUUUGCGUACGUGCAGAGUGGGGUCGUGGAGGUGACGUCGAGCGGCCUCACCCACAGCUGCGCCACAGCCACGCUGGUCGGCCCACUGUGCGAGCCCCUGCUCGUCAGGUGCCCACACAUGAGGCUCGACCACAAUGCCACCGCGUACUACGUGAGGGAGAACUUCGGUCUGCUCGAUGUCCGGUUCGAGCCGCCGGAUGCGCCGACGCCCAAGCGGGUGCACCUGCAUGCGGCCGUGUUGGAUGAGGAUGGGAGGGAGCGGAUCACGGCUAAUGUGACACGAAGGUAAGGUAUGGACCAGACAAUCAGUCGCGGUGACGCCUGGCAAUGUCGUCUGUGUGUAUGUCAGCCUCUCUGAUGAUCCGUCUGUGCCUCUGCGGUAUCUGGAUGAGGUGCCAUCCUUAAUUAGACACACGUACGUGACGUGAGCCUAUCCUCCCACACAUGAGAGCAGUGCCCUCAGACACGUCCUCCCUCUCCCUGCCUCUGUGUGUGUGUGUGGGUGUUCAGGUCUCCGGUGACCAAAGGGGCGGUUUUUGCUGUUUUGGGGUUGGUGAUGCUUGUGGGUGGGCAGGUCUUUGUGGUGCUGUGUGUGUCGAUACUGCGGCUGUGCAGUGGGAAGAAGAAGGGCAAGAGGAAGACUGGAUGAAACGGGUAGGUAGAGUGUCGGAUGUUCACGUGAUAGAGACUUCUGUGUGUCCGAAUCAAUCUAAUCUAUCUGCCGAUC
Vitrella brassicaformis is the source of this 2121-nucleotide messenger RNA. The record is from the annotation of a GenBank genome assembly. Lineage: Eukaryota; Vitrellaceae.